Molecule: messenger RNA, 642 nt
Organism: Contarinia nasturtii (swede midge)
Lineage: Eukaryota; Metazoa; Arthropoda; Insecta; Diptera; Cecidomyiidae
Product: serine protease persephone-like
Exons: 4
Coding region: 1-642 (213 amino acids)
Biological process (GO): proteolysis
Molecular function (GO): serine-type endopeptidase activity
Source: RefSeq, a predicted model, not a curated record
AUGACUGCAGCCCACUGUGUACAUGAAUCCAAAAAACCGUCUCAAGUUCGAGUUGGAAAACUAACUCUCAACAAUGAUGAUGGAUUGCAAGAAGAAAUAUACCUAAUAGAGAAAAUCAUAAAGCAUCCGGAAUAUAAUCAACAAACGAAGCAAAAUGACAUUGCAUUGAUUCAAACUAAGACGAAAAUUGAAUUCAAUGAUAAUGUAACAGCAGCAUGCUUGCACACGAUAGAGGAGGAUGUUGAUUCUGAAUUGAUCGUUAUUGGUUGGGGUGCCACUAUCAGUGGAGGAACCAAUUCAAACAAGCUACUGAAGACGAAUUUAACAACAGUACCAUUGUCCGAAUGUAAUUCAACUAUUUUGGAGUGGAAUAAAGAAUUAAAUUUAAUCGAGUUUCAAAAUGGUAUCAGCGAAGGUCAAUAUUGUGCAAAUGAUCCAGAAGGAAGAAGAGAUUCUUGCCAUGGAGAUAGUGGAGGUCCUCUUCAGUAUUUCCCCAACACCAAUUCAAGCAGAGCGACCAUAGUUGGCAUUGUUUCAUUUGGUGUGAAUUGUGCAACCACAUUGCCAAGCGUCUAUACUCGUGUGGCUUAUUACAUUGAUUGGAUUGAAUCCAUCGUUUGGCCGCCAGAACAAAAUAAUUAA